This is a messenger RNA of Panicum virgatum (switchgrass), 2026 nucleotides long. RefSeq names its product probable galacturonosyltransferase 4. Gene Ontology annotation, molecular function: polygalacturonate 4-alpha-galacturonosyltransferase activity. Lineage: Eukaryota; Viridiplantae; Streptophyta; Magnoliopsida; Poales; Poaceae. The record is from RefSeq and is a predicted model, not a curated record. The transcript has 7 exons. Bases 95 to 1726 code for a protein of 543 amino acids.
UGCGCUUCCACACUGGUGCCCCAGUAAGCCGUAGGCGGGGCGGGGCGGCGGCGCGCGGGCUCCGCCUCUCCCCGUGUGGCCGACGGCGGCGGCGAUGAGGGCGGCCUCCGGCGGGAGGGAGCCGUCGUCGUCGUCCGCGGCGGUCGUCGCGCUGCGGGCGCUGCUGAUCGCGACCGCCUGCGGCCUCGUCUUCGCGCUGCUCAACCUCCCCGACGGCCGCGCCGGCUCCGCGCCCCCCGGUGGGGAGCGCGGCGCGGGUGCGGGAGGCGGGGCCCGCCUGUCGGUGGAGCAGGGGCUGAUCCGGGAGGCCAGGAGGCUCAACACUAUCGCCGAAGAGAUAGAUGGGCAAAGCGAUGAAAGUGCUGCUGAAGAAGAUGAAAGAAUUUCAAAAUCUCCCCCGGACACUAAAGAGAAGAUAUGGAUGAUGCAAGAUCAGCUAAUUAUGGCCAAGGCGUACUUGCAUUUCGCUUCUCCCCAAGGCAGUGCACAUUUAGUUCGAGAGCUGAAAUCGAGGAUAAAAGAGAUCGAGAGGGCAAUAAGCCACUCAAGUGGAGGUUCCCAUAUACCUGGGAGUGCAUUGCAGAAAAUGAAGGCCAUGGAACAGACCCUUUCCAAGGCUCAGAGGACCUAUCCACGUUGCUCUCAGAUGACAUCAAAGCUACGUGCAAUGGCACACAACAGUGAAGAAUUAGUAAGAGCACACCGAAGUGAAUCUUCAUUCCUUGAGCAGGUUGCUGUGAGGACAUUACCCAAAGGCCAUCACUGCCUAGCAAUGCGACUUACCACAGAGUACUUUUCGUUAGAUCCUAAGGAACGUCAAUUCCCUAAAAGAGACAGCAGGCAGUUAGAUGGCUAUUAUCAUUAUGCGAUAUUCUCAGACAAUGUACUUGCAAGCGCUGUGGUUGUCAACUCUACAAUUGCUCAAUCAAAGGAUCCUGGAAGGAUAAUGUUACAUAUUGUAACUGAUGCAUUGAAUUGUCCUGCAAUGAUGAUGUGGUUUCUGACAAACCCACCAACUCCAGCAGCAGUAGAAGUUGAAAGCCUGGAUGAUUUCAAAUGGUUGCCUGGUGAUUUCAGUUCUAGAUUUAAGCUGAAGGGUGUUCGAGAUCCAAGAUACACUUCUGCACUUAACCACUUGCGUUUUUAUUUGCCGGAAGUGUUUCCCUCUUUGAGCAAGGUUCUACUCUUGGACCAUGAUGUGGUAAUCCAGACAGAUUUGAGUGAAUUAUGGGGCAUAGAUAUGAAGGGUAAAGUAAUUGGUGCUGUUGAAACAUGCUCUUCAGGUGAAGGUUACCAUCGAUUGGAUAACCUUGUUGAUUUUUCUAAUCCAACUAUCGUCAACAAAUUUGAUGCCAAGGCUUGUAUCUUUGCUUUUGGAAUGAACAUAUUUGACCUGAAUGAAUGGCGCAAGCAGGGUUUAACUGCAACUUAUCAUACAUGGUUUCAAGUGGGCAAAAGGCAGAGGUUAUGGAAGGCAGGAAGCCUGCCACUGGGCCAACUCGUCUUCUACAACCAAACACUGCCUCUCGACCGCCGAUGGCAUGUUCUCGGGCUUGGCCAUGAUUUUAGCAUUGGAAGAGACGAGCUUGAGAAUGCCUAUGUCAUCCACUACAGUGGGAAAUUCAAACCCUGGCUGGAAAUCUCCAUCCCAAAGUACAGAGACAACUGGAAUAGACACCUUAACUACGAUAAUGCAUACUUGCAGCAGUGUAACAUCCACGGAUAGAGGUGAUGGGGGUAGAGGAUUCACGGAGUACAACAUGGAUACACAGUUUUGCUCUAUAGUGCUUAUUAGCAAGCUGAUCUUAUUCUUUUUUUCCCUUCUGUUUCUAGAUGCGCUGUUCUGUAUUUAGGUGUAUUCUUUUAAAAAAAAAUAGUAGCCCCAAUCUGUGCAAAAGUGACAGAAUCACAAAAUCGAAUAAAAGGGCUACAAUUUCACAAAUGAUUAUGUAAGUUAUGGAGAAAGAACAAUUAGUAGCUGGCAUUUCUGAUUAUUCCCCUGUUUCCCUUGUUACCCCGGUUGAGU